AUGGCAUCUGGAACUCGCCCAGACUAUCACCUCAAUCUCGAGGGCCUCCCGCAACUCAACAUGCAGUCCCGCUCGGCCAACGCUUCCCAGGCCAACUCCCCCAUCGAACCGCCUGCAGGAUCAGGACUUAGGUACCCGCUGGGCAAUGGCAUAGGAAACAGUGGUAAUCAAGUUGGCACGGGACGGACUGGCUCUCCCAGCAAGGAAUACGGCAGUCGGCUUUUCCCCAAACGUGCGCGUGAGAUACAGCAGCAGGAAGGGCUGUCGCCGCAGAUCUGGGGAGGACCUCCGACCUCUGGAAGUGGACACUCGACGCCCCUUCGAGAAACGAUUCCCGAGUCACCCGGCAGCGACAGCUUUCCAGACUUCAACGUCGAAGCUGGUCAGGCGAGCAGCGGCAGUCCCAACGACCUCUCAGCCUCGAGCUCCGCCACACGUCGCACUCGUGCAGGCACCGUUCCCUCCCGUUUCCCAGCCAUGGGGCCUCUCUCCAGCUCUGCCAACAAGUCGAACCGAGCGACGCCCUCGACCAGUCCAUAUCCCGGCCCUGGCUCGCCUUCUCACGCGGAACAGCAGGCCAACUCCGGCGCACCGCCCGCAAGCAGCAGCGCCGCCUUGCUGUCUCGUCUAAGAGCUGGGUCAAUGCCACAACGCGGACUUAUCAACACCUCUUCGUCCACCACACAGAAUCCAUUUGGGUAUGGCAAUUCUCUGUUUGCGAGCAACUGGCUUGCUGGAAGAGAUCGGGCAAGCACGCUGCAAAGUAUCAGGUCAUCUGAGGGACCAUCUUCGCCGAAUGCAUCUCCUGCGGACAACGAUGUAAGAACUUUGGACUACCUGGGCCUAGUGGACACUCCUUCCACUGGGAUGAACAAUUUGUCAAGAGCAGACAUGGACAUGCUCCUGAGUCAACAAGGAUUGAGUGCAGGUGUAAGCAUUGCCGAUCUGGCUGCCCUGAACGCCUACAACAGCAAAAAUACUGCGAACCGCUUCCGAUCAUACUCGGUCAACGCGAAAGAGAAGUAUGCAGACGGUGAAACGGACGAAAUGGAUCCGUACGAGCAGCUCCAGCAGCAGCUGUACUCCGGCACUGCCACGCCCACUGAUCCUGCCUCCGUUGCGCAGGCUGCUGCAAUCCACGAGGCUGUUCGGCAGCACAACUUGGAUGUGCAAGCAUUUGCAAACUUCGCUAGUGCGAACAGACCGAGAGCCCGUACUGCCGGCGUUCUUGACUCUCCUUCUUCUCGUGUACUUCGCAACUACAUGCCAAUGCCGUCUCGUCUGGACAACAGCAUGACGGCGGCAGACCUUCAGAGUAACGAUGGUUCGGAAUUCGGCGGACUGGCAGCCGCCGUGCAGAACAUGAAUUUGCACGCGAAAGCAUCCUACGAAGGAGGCAUGGAUGUCGGAAGUCUCGAAUCGCCAACCAGGGCACUCUGGCUAGGCAACAUUCCGUCCUCGACCACCGUCACAUCGCUCAAUGUCAUAUUCAACCAAUUCGGUCCAAUUGAGUUUGCCAGAGUUUUGACUCACAAGAGCUGUGGAUUCGUGAACUUUGAGAAUAUGCAAAGCGCCAUUGCCGCCAAGGCACAGUGCAAUGGCAAAGAAAUCUUCCCAGGGUGUGGUCCAAUUAGGAUUGGUUUUGCAAAAGAGCAGAGCGCAUCCAACACGCCUGGAGCUCAUGGUGCGUAUGCGUCUCCAAGCCCAGAUCCGUUCGUGUCGAAGAGUCGUCUUGAUGGUGCUCAAACUGGCGGAAACAUCAACGCGGAAACUGCCGCUGCUGCACUCGCCACUCCUAAUUUGCUCGAACUCCGCGAUGAGAUCAACAGCAUUGUUCAAGAGUUUGGUGCGACCUCUGAUGAUCAAGCUCGCAUUGCUGCAGCAUUGGAGAGUGCCAUGGGCUGGAAGGAAUAUCAAGAUGAGAUCCCAAUAAUUUCCGAGCCAAACCACAACCGCGUGCAUGACGCGCCGCGUCUGCGCGAGAUCCGCAAGCGUAUCGACAACAAUUCUUGCAGUCCGAUGGAGAUUGAGAGCAUUGCCAUGGAAAUGCUGCCAGAGGUCGCAGAAUUGGCAUCAGAUUACCUAGGCAACACAGUGGUGCAGAAGCUGUUCGAGCACUGUUCCGAGGAAACUAAAGAGGCAAUGCUGAACGAGAUAUCUCCUCACUUGGCCGAAAUUGGAAUCCACAAGAAUGGUACCUGGGCCGCACAGAAGAUCAUUGAUGUCGCGAGGACGUCCGAUCAGAUGAACAUGAUCGUGGACGCACUCAAACCUCACGGCGUUAGCCUCUUCUUGGAUCAAUACGGAAACUACGUGAUGCAGUGCUGUCUGCGCUUUCAAGCGCCAAUUAACAAUUUCAUCUUUGACACGAUGCUGGCCAAGCUAUGGGAUGUUGCUCAAGGCCGUUUUGGUGCUCGGGCGAUGCGUGCUUGUUUGGAGAGUCACUUCGCUACGAACGAUCAGAAGCGUUUGAUGGCGGCCGCAAUCGCAUUGCACAGCGUUCAGCUUGCGACCAACUCGAACGGCGCCCUGCUCUUGACCUGGUUCCUUGAUACCUGCACGUUUCCAAGGCGCCGGUCUGUCCUUGCACCUCGACUGAUUCCUCAUCUUGUACACUUGUGUACGCAUAAGGUUGCUUACUUGACCGUGCUCAAGAUCAUCAAUCAGCGCAAUGAGUCAGAUGCUCGCGACAGCAUCUUGCAAGCUCUAUUCUUCGAUGAGCAGACUCUCACCGACAUUAUUAGCGACCAGGCUUGCGGCGCGACCUUGAUUUUCAAGGUACUGACAACGCCAUUCCUGGAUGAGAGUAUUCGCCCAGAAUGCUUGGAGARUGUGCGCAACGUUCUCUUGCGCAUCAAAGCAACUCCAUCGCAGGGCUACAAGCGACUCAUGGAUGAGGUUGGGCUGUCCACGCGUGGCGCUCAAUCAGGUCUCGAGAGCCGCUCGAACUCCAAGGGUCGCCAUGCGAAUGGCCACCAAGGCAAUCUCGAAUCUGGUCAGAAUGGAUACGCACGCCACGGCUACGGUCACCAGGUUGAUCCAACCAUGGCACCCAAUCUGCAGCGAACCGUCAGCAUUGAUUCCAACAGCUUUGACCCUUAUGCUCAGCAGUACACUCACAGCCCAGCCAUGUCAAAUGCCGGCAUCAGUCCCAUUAAUCCUGCGCAAUACCAGCAGGCGAUGUUGGCUCAGGGCCAAAUGCAGAGGCCUCCUGGCUUCUUCGGUAGUCCUGGCAUGGGCCCCGGCAAUGGUGUGCCAAACGGCAUGGCCUACGGGGCAGCGUCACCCGCACAGCAAUUGGUCGACCCUUACAGGAAUGCAUCACCUAUGAUGCCACCGGGCAUGGGCUAUCAGCAACAAGGUUACCCAACCCCUAUGAUGGCCAUGAAUGGCUAUGGGCAAUACGCGCCCAUGCCGCAAUUCUACCCCCAGGGUCAGAUGUCUCAAGGUCAAAUGACUGGUAACAACAGAAGAGGCAGACGUUGA
Messenger RNA from Ramularia collo-cygni, 3486 nucleotides. Its product is annotated as related to RNA binding protein Jsn1. The record is from RefSeq and is a predicted model, not a curated record. Gene Ontology annotation, molecular function: RNA binding. NCBI's taxonomy places the organism in Eukaryota, Fungi, Ascomycota, Dothideomycetes, Mycosphaerellales, Mycosphaerellaceae. The transcript is spliced from 3 exons. The coding region runs from base 1 to 3486 and encodes 1161 amino acids.